This is a messenger RNA of Dermochelys coriacea (leatherback sea turtle), 4826 nucleotides long. RefSeq names its product WD repeat domain 97 (gene WDR97). NCBI's taxonomy places the organism in Eukaryota, Metazoa, Chordata, Testudines, Dermochelyidae. The record is from RefSeq and is a predicted model, not a curated record. Bases 1 to 4575 code for a protein of 1524 amino acids. The transcript is spliced from 26 exons. Gene Ontology annotation, molecular function: protein binding.
AUGGCGGUGGCAGCCUGCCGCUACUGGGGGCUGGGCUCGGUGCUGCCAGCCCCCACUCCCCAGGACAGUCUGCGGCUGCAGGGGCUGCACGGGCACCAAGUGGGGGUGAAUCAAUGGGGAGGGGGUUUCCCAGUCUCUCUUUCCACAGCAGCGGCCUCGACAGAGGCGGCCGCCACUCCCAGCGCCAUGCGUCACCCGAGCCCCCUGCCGGAGGUGAGGGAGGAGGAGACCCAGCUGACGAGCGCCCGCCGGCUCUGGGCCUUGCUCCGGGCGGGCAUCCAGGCCACUACGGAAAAGAUGAAGAAGGAAGAGCUGAAGGCUGCCCAGCUGAUCCAUGGUCUCCAGCACCUGCGUCACCUCAGCUUCCCGCAGCCUGUUCGUCACGUUGCCUACAACAGCAGCGCCAGCCUCCUCGUGGUCUUGGACGCGGAGAGCCAGCUGCACCUUCACAAGGAGGACGGCUGGUUCAGCCACAGCAGCCAGGCCCCGGGGCCCAUCGCAGGCUUGCUGUACGCCACCCAGGUCAACAAGUACGUGGCCUGGGACCAGGGAAGCCUGCAGGUGCUGGGCCCAGACUUCAAGGUCCUCUCCAAGGUGCUGGCUCCGCAUGGCAUCCGUUGCUGCCACUACAGCCCAGAGCUCAAUCAGGUGGUGACAGCUGGAGCGGGCAGCCUGUCCACCUGGGCCUUCCGCUAUGGAUUCCGCCAGCUGCAGUGCCAGACCACCGUGCAGCGGGGCCUGUCCCCUCGCGACACCUUCAGCCGGCUGGCCCUAGACACCGGCAUCCCCCAGACAUGCUUUGCUGCCUGCGGCACCGGGGUUGCUGUCUUCAACAUCUCCCAGGGGGAGCUACUGACCUUCCAGAGGGACCUUCACAACAGGGCCAUCACUGACAUCACCUAUUGCGAGGCGGGGGGGUGUGUGGUGACCGCCUCCCGCGACACCACCAUCAAGGUCUGGGACAAGAAGUGGCUGAUCCAGACAAUCUUCGUGGGACACACUGGGCCUGUGACCGCUGUGACCAUCUACCCCCAGGGGCCCUUCAUCCUCUCUGCCUCCCAGGACGGCACCAUUCGCACCUGGAACCUGCAGACCAUUGACCAGGUGGAUGAAGUGCAUGUGACCGAGGUGGUGGAGCAGCUGCAGACGCACCCAGAGGGGGGGUACGUGACCUCGCUGUCCGGCUCCACCAUGGACCUUUGGAAGGUCAACCAGCUCUAUUCCCUGCAUACCCGGCUGGGUGCCACCGUGACGCGCCUCUGUACCGUCGACCUGAGUGCCGUGGGCAGCUUCCCGGUGCGAGUUGUGUGCGCCUGCCAGGACUCCACCGUGCGGCUCGUGGCCGCGCACACCGGCCACAUCCUCUCCACACUGCUGCUGGACAGGCCCUGCCAGGCCGUGGAGGUGGCCUACUGUCUGCCCAAGGAGACCCUAUUUGUGCUGCUGGAGCUGGGCCAGCUCCUGAGGGUGAACACCGCAGUCAACCCCAUGAGCGUCAAGAAGAUUGUGGUGCCCUGGAGCGAGUCGGUGUGGCCCCGUUGCCUGCUCCUCUACAGCCACCUCGUGGACCCCGAGAAGGCCUAUGCCCAGUGGCGGGAGAUCGUGGAGCAGAAAGGGGACAAGAAGUCCUGGACACAUCUCCCGCUAAAGCUGCAGGACAAAAACAGGUACCUGCCAGUUCUGGGGCAGGAGGACGGUUCACUCUGCGUGCUCCAGUGGUUCACCGGGCGCGUUCAGUACCAGGUGAAGGCUCACGGCUCAGAGAGGGUGACCGCGCUGGCUGCCUACCCCCAUGACAGCUGGAUCAUCUCAGCUGGUGGCGAUCGCACGGUGAAAGUCUGGCGCAUCUUCCCCUACAUUGAUGAGUGCCUGACCCUGCUGCUGAGCUUCUCCUGCCAGCACCCUGUGCUGCACAUGUGCCCGCUGGGCUCCACGCUGGGCACCGCCAUCCAGGACCCCGAGAGCACCACCUACAGCAUUGUCCAGUACGACCUGCUGGCCCUGAGCUGCCAGGAGCACGGCCCCGAGGAUGACCCGCUGGAUGAGAUCACAGGCCUAUGCUGCUGUCCCACGCUGAAGCUCUUUGCGUCGGCCAGCAGGGAUGGGUCGGUGAAGGUCUGGAACGCCCAAAACCAGCUACUCAGGCACCUCAAGCUGAACACGAUCCCAGAGAGCCUGGCCUUUGGGAACGAGUGCGGGGACCUGCUGCUGGGUGUGGAGCAGCAUCUGCACCGCAUACACCACAGCAAGUACCUGCCCAGGCUGUUUCUCACCAAGCUGCUGUGCAUGAGCCUCCUAGACCCCGUGCAGGACGCUCCUUUCCCCAUCAGCGAGGGCUCACUGCAGCCCCUUAACAAGGACGCCAGACAACGGUUGCUCCUGGACCCUCGUUCCCUCUCUGUCAAGCUGUGCAUGCCGCUGCUCCCCUGGAAGCUCAAGAAGGAUAAGGACUGCUCUUGGCUGCGCCAGGAGAAGGACGAGGCCUGUGCCCAGCUGGCUGCGAGGGACCAGGAUCUGCUCCUCAUUCAGCAGGGGAAGCUCUCCGCUGCCAAGAAGCCCAGGCUGAACAAGAAGCUGCAGGACGAGGCCUUUGAACGCUACAUGCACCUUGUCUACAGGCAGCUGCCGAGGAUCCAGCUCCUGCACUGGUGUCUGGCAGUGGUGCACCAGGCAGCCAUGCAGAUGAGCGCGUGGGACCCUGUGACGUGCACGGUGACACCGAGCUCCUUCGUCCCCCAGGCUCCCGUGGCAGAUGGGGUUUGCCGAGAGGAUGCCCUGGAGCCUCGCGCAGGCCGGGGCUCACGUUUAGCGCUUCCAACCCCCAGCGCUUCUAGAGGGCUGGAAGACUCCCUGCGCCGCACCUCGCUGGCAAGGAUCCGGAGUCAGAUAUCCCAGGCUCGCCAGGAGGCCGCGGCAGCCAGUGAGAGCCAACACACCAGCAGCCACAGCCGGUCACCUUCACAGCAGAUCACCAAAGUCAACGGCCUUGGCCCCUCUGCAUCUCAGGUCAGCAGUCAGACGUCCAAGGAGUUGCCCCAUCUGCAAGUCCGCAGGCUGUCAUCCGGCUUCCUGCCCAAUUCGGUGGUGGUGCAGCAGUUCUGGAGUCAGGAUGACAUCGAGUCUUCGAGGGAAUCGCUGCAGGCCACGUGGCUGGAAGUGCAACAGGGUCAGGUGGAGAGGGCAGGCCCCGAGCGUGGCAAGGAGCUGCAGGGCGCCGAGGAGGAAGAGGACGAGAUGGCCAGGACAACGGCGAUUCUAGAGAAGAUAUCCGUUUCCCUGCCUGUCCCCAAGUGGAAGGAGGAGUCUCUGGCAAGCAGGCGUGAAAGCACAGGAGCCUCUAGGCCACAGGUAACAUCUGCCACGUGUGCGCCUGUUACCGAGCCGGCAUCCCCGGAGCCUGCCUGGACCUCAAGCGUGACGAGUGUUUUCCUGACACAGCUGGAUGAGUUUGAGCAGCCCCAGGCCUUUCCCUCCAGAGGCGAGAUCCCAUCCUUCGUCCUCCAGUUCGAGGACACAGAAUGGUUCAGGCAGAUCUACCCCGUCCUCAGCUCAAUGGAUUCCCUGCAGGGACUGAGCAUGAGCGGGUUUGUGCACCAGCUCCUGGAGGCGCUGCUCACCGUGGAUUACAGUGCAAAGACGGACAUAGUCCAGGCCAUCCUAACGCUGCAUGAGCAGGUCGGGGUGGAGAACGGCCGUGAGGUCUGCAAGGCCCUGCUGCUCAUCCUGAACAAGAGCGACCCGCCCAAACUGAAGGAAAAGACACAGAAAAAGUUUGUCCUGACCUCCCUGAAUGCCCUCAUGGUCUUCUGCAGAGACAGUAAGGAGCUGCUGCUGGAGCUUAUGGCAUACUUCCUUCACAGUCCCAUCUCCAGCAGGCAGUCCAUUAAGGCUCUUUUCAUAGAGCUGGGCCUGGAGGAUCCGCACGACUAUUUCUACCAGGAGAUGGACUCUUGGGACCUUUCCAGGGAGAAGCCUGUCACCAAGGCAGCGCUGAGGAGAAUCUGCGCACAGUGGCUUGAAGGAGUGAUGCAGGAUUUCCAGGAUCACAGGAGCAGCACGCUGGAGCCGUUCCAGGCAUGGGUGGGGAAAAGGCACUUCCCUGGCAGCAGCCCAAAGGCUAAGAAAGCUGCAGGGAGGAGCAAGGUUUUUCCAUCUGCUGGCAGCUCAGAGCUGUCACUGGGGCCAAUAGAUGCAAUAAACCAUUUCUGUAAAGUGCAAAUGAAGAGAGAUUUGGAGGAUCUGAAACAGCCAAAAUCUGCUGGAGCACAGGAAACCAAGAACACAGUGAUGGCCUUGCCUUUCAUUGGGAGGAGCCAGGCCAUCUUGCGGCUAGGAGAGACCAACACUAUGGCACGAAGGAGACUGUCCCAACGUUUCUACCUUCCGCGCAUUUUUCCACUCCCUUUGUUGAAGGGAUUUGUACAUGCUAUUAAAUUGCCAGUGCCAAGAAUCAACGUGAACCCAUUUCCACCUGAUUCUGACAUGCCAGCUUCACAAAAUACAUUCAUCUCCAUGCAUCAGAAAGUCCAGAAAUAUUUCAUCCCAAAAUUCUCACUUGGAGAUAGCUAUCCCUGAAGACAUGGCUACCCAAGAUGGUUCUGCAUCGGCCUGACUCCCAGACUUGAUAAUGAGCAGAGGCCACUGAAUGCAGAAUGAUAAUGGGCUCUUCUAGGUCUGGCUGUAAGGAAACUAAAUAAACUGUAGUCUAUAUGUAUGGUAAAGAUGGGAGGCCCAGCUGAGAGUUAUACACCAACAACUGGAUGGAGCAAGCCACACAAAACAAAAUGCAUUGGGGAAAUAAUAAAUGUGGAAUCAGGAUUGUUCUA